Jaminaea rosea is the source of this 876-nucleotide messenger RNA. RefSeq lists its product as hypothetical. The record is from RefSeq and is a predicted model, not a curated record. Gene Ontology annotation, biological process: mRNA processing. The transcript has 2 exons. Bases 29 to 763 code for a protein of 244 amino acids. Gene Ontology annotation, cellular component: precatalytic spliceosome; Prp19 complex; catalytic step 2 spliceosome. NCBI's taxonomy places the organism in Eukaryota, Fungi, Basidiomycota, Exobasidiomycetes, Microstromatales.
UUCUUGCCCAUCAAUCCGUCUCGAUUCCAUGGCUUCGACAUCAAAGCUGCCCAAUGGCAGUGACUCAGUAUCGACAGCCACAGCUGGGCAGCCGAUAGAGGCGUCGUGGUCCAUCGAUCUGCCUCUGAGCGAUGCUCUGCCCUACUUCGACGAUGAGCUCGACACGAAGCCGGGCCUCGCAUCCCGCGUCCAGAAGGAGGUACAAGCCGAGAUGGCAAAGAUGAACAUGGAUUCUCAGGACUCUCGUCUUCCACCUGCUAGUCUUUACGCCUCCUCAGCCUACGACGAAGAGAUGCAGCGUAUAGCGUCGCGACAGGAGGCGACAAAGGCCAUUGACAUGACGCGCUUCCAACUCGCCCCACCUGCCGCCGGGCUUGAGGCGGACGAUGAGGAAUGGAAGAAAGCAGUGGAUAAUGCUGCUGCGCAAUUGAUGCAUCAGGAGACGAGAAUGACGAAUAUUGAGCUGCUCAAGAAGUUCGGAGCAAAUCAAUGGCGUCUACACAACUACCAACAAGAGCACCUCUCCCAUCGCUACGAAGAUGCUCGCGAAACACAGUCCAACCGUACCAUGAGGCUCAACCGCUCACGACGAUCAGAGCAGACGGAUGCGGGCAAGAAGCUCGCUGCCCUCGAGGCUAGGUGGACCGAGCUGAUUUCGAGGGGCUUGCAGCUGGAGGUGGCCAACAUUGCCGCUGAGCACGAAGUUGCGGGGCUGAGGGCUGAGGAAGAGGCGUUGAGGAGGGAAUUGGAGAGGAUGGAGUGAAGGUGCGAGACGAAGGACGAGAGCAGAGCAGAGGCAACGAAUACAUUGUACAAUAGUAGCAUAUCCUGACAGCACAGAUCGACCUGUUCCUAUCCUCUAUCAGCAUCAUCGAG